UUCAAUCGCCAUAUUGGGCAACUGUGUGAAAAGAGGCUCGUCUUCCUCCCCUUGUUUUUCUCCCCUGACUUUUUUUUUAAUUAUUAAAAAAAACACACACAAAAAAACUCCACUGCAAAGCUUUGACAUCGGACGAGGCUUUGCGAAAGCGCAGUUUGCAAAAGCAGGAUCCGCACGAGUAGCAUCGAUCUCCAUUUGGAUUUGCUAAAAAAGAACACCUAUAUAUCUGGAAAGCUGCGUCUGUUUAUAUUGCUUCCCUUAUCGCGAUUCUUCUCUUUCUCUCCCCCACCCCCACCUUGAGUACACUUGAUCCGCAAUAAGACAUCUUCUGCUUGAAUAUCAGGGUGUUUCUCCCCGUUUCCUUCCCCUCUUUUCCUCCCUCCCUCCCAAUCUCUGACUUACGCAAGGAUUCGGUGUUUUUAUUGUUGGUUUUAUGGGGAUUUUGUUUUGUUUUGUUUUGAAAUUUUUCUCUUAGUUGGGGGGUCGAGCUUAGGGACCUUAAAAAAACAACACCUCCUUUCCUUGCACAAGAUCGAGGGGAGGGAAAUUUAUAUCACUAUUUUUAAGGACGCCGAUUAAACCAUCGUGGACAGCAAAGAAGGCUGGGGCGGCUAAGGCGAUGUCCAACGUACGCAUUUCAAAUGGGAGCCCUACCCUGGAAAGGAUGGAAGCCAGGCAAGCGGACUACCCCAAACCUUCGGCUUGCAGGAACCUCUUUGGCCCGGUGGAUCACGAAGAGUUAGCUCGGGAGUUGCAAAAACACAGCCGGGACCUGGAAGAGGCCAGUCGAAGGAAGUGGAAUUUUGACUUCCACAACCACCAGCCCCUGGAAGGCAGGUACGAGUGGCAAGCCGUGGACAAGGAUGCCCUGCCCGAGUUCUACAGCAGGCCCCCCAGGCUAAGCAAAGCCCUGGCGAAGGCCAGCAGCCAGCAGCACCACUUCGGGGGCUUGGAUGUCAACGGCAACUGCCCGACGGCGGCGGGGUUUGGACGCUCUCAGGGAAUCUCGGAGGAGGAGGAGGAGGAGGAGGACACCGCCGCUCCAAAGACGGAGGCAGCUGGGGCUCAAGUGGAUUUAGCAGGCCAGAGCACUGGGCAAAGGAAACGACCUGCCUCCGAUGAUUCCUCUCCUAGAAACAAAAGAGCCAACACCACAGAAGAGGCUAUUUUAGAAGACUCUUCCAAUGCCAGCUCAGUGGAACAAACACCCAAGAAAUCCAGCCCAAGACGGAAUCAAACAUAAAUUGUUUAUUAGAAUUAAGAACAUUUGUUUCCUUGUUCUUUGGAGAGGAGUUUAUGAAGCAAGGAAGAAGCAGAGUUUAUAUAUGAAAGAAAACAUAUCGUUGAUUCUCCAUCGGAUGGAGAACUUGUACAAGCACUGAAACAAAACAAACCUGUAAUUGAAUAACACUAAAGUCAGGCAUUCUUAAAAGAUCUGCCUCUUAAAGCAUUGGAUGUAGCAUUUUGCAAUUAGGUUUUUCCUUAUUUGCUUCAUUGUACUACCUGUGUAUAUAGUUUUUACUUCAUGUAGCACAUAAACCUCUCUCCCUCUUUUUUUUUCCAUUUUGGGAAGGGGUGGGGGAUGGUGAAAGGUGAUGGGUUUAAAAUCUGCUUCCAAAAGCCAGCAAGCAGAGAUUUGUAUGAAGAGAUACAGUGUACAUUUAAUUAUUUCUUGAAGAUGUAUUGUCCCUUUUCAUGGUAUCUAAGACCAUUUGUAAACACAAAUUAUCAACACUGGCUAGAGCAGAUUAAUUGUAUCUGUUAGUGAAAUUUCUACUCAUUAAGGGUACAAUCCAGUGGGAAGAUCUCCUGGGCAAAGCCCCAUUAAAAUGAACAGGAAUUACACAAAAGUGCCUUCAUUUCAAUUGGGCUUUCACAGGGCCCACAGGACUCUGUCCUAAAUUUUAUAGUAGGAACUCUGCUUGCAUUAUGUAGCAGCAAAAAGGGUUUCUUCCCUGGCAGGACCCUUUAAAUGCCAUUUUCUAAUGUGUUUUGCCAUCUAUAUUACUUUAAAUUUCAAAAUUAUGUUAAAAGUCAUGCUUUAAACAGAAUGGAGGGGGAAAUUAAUAAAACCCUGAACUUCAGUCUCUCUUCAUCUCACUUAUCUGAUGUUCAUGGGUGGGUAAACUAAAAGGAAUACUACAUCUUUAAACAGUAUUUUUACAUUGCCUGUAUAUAUUUUUUAAAAAGUUAUGAAAUGUACCUGUGUACAUAACUUUGUAAAGACACUGAGAAAUUAUACUAACUUAUUUAUGUUAAAAGAUUUUUUUUUAAUCUAGAAGAUAUUUUCCCAUAAAGCCAAAGCGGCGUGUGUUUUUGUGCAUUUGUAAAUGCUCUAUUUGGUAGGGGUUUUGUUUAGCUUUUGUUUGGAGGGGGGAUUUGUUUUGUUAAUUAAUAUGGCUGUGCUUAAAUGAUUGCAGACUGAGCCAAGUUUAAUAUUGUUUUUGUAAUGUGUGAAAACAGUUGCCUAUUGAUAUUGUUUUACAUCAAGCAAUCAAUAAAGAAAACUGCCAUAUAUAAAAAUAUAUAUAAAUAUAUAUAUAUAUAAAAUGA
Messenger RNA from Hemicordylus capensis (graceful crag lizard), 2553 nucleotides. RefSeq names its product cyclin dependent kinase inhibitor 1B (gene CDKN1B). The record is from RefSeq and is a predicted model, not a curated record. Gene Ontology annotation, biological process: regulation of cell cycle; G1/S transition of mitotic cell cycle; negative regulation of cell population proliferation. Gene Ontology annotation, cellular component: cytoplasm; nucleus. The transcript has 3 exons. Gene Ontology annotation, molecular function: protein-folding chaperone binding; cyclin-dependent protein serine/threonine kinase inhibitor activity. The coding region runs from base 620 to 1243 and encodes 207 amino acids. NCBI's taxonomy places the organism in Eukaryota, Metazoa, Chordata, Lepidosauria, Squamata, Cordylidae.